Messenger RNA from Fonsecaea nubica, 1185 nucleotides. RefSeq lists its product as hypothetical. The transcript is spliced from 2 exons. The record is from RefSeq and is a predicted model, not a curated record. NCBI's taxonomy places the organism in Eukaryota, Fungi, Ascomycota, Eurotiomycetes, Chaetothyriales, Herpotrichiellaceae. Bases 1 to 1185 code for a protein of 394 amino acids.
AUGGCAAAUGGCGGCUCGGUGCCCCAGUUUCCUACCCAUAAUGCCCCUCGAGUUUGGCUCUUGACCUCGGGAGACUCUCCAAUUGGCAUUUCGGUCGCGCGCCAGGUGCUUGACCAUGGCGACUAUGUGGUGUCUGGUAUCAUCCAAGCCGAGUUCGAGAAUGAUGGGGCUCGCAGUCAAGAGUUCAAGAGGUUUCUGUCCCAAGUGGGACGGACACCAGGAAUGAAAGAGCGGCUCAAGGUUGUGGCCCUGGAUAUUAGGGUUGUUGGACAGUGUCAGGCGGCUGUUGCGGAAGCCGUGCAUACUUUUCGAAAGAUCGACAUACUCUUUUGCUGUACCAGUGAAGCAGUAAUUGGAACAGUGGAAGAGCUUUCAGCCAGCUCAAGGACCCUGACGCUGGUUCGAGACCAGUUUGAGAAGAAUUUCUUCGGCCCAAUGAAUAUCAUCAAGGCUGUCAUCCCUCAGAUGCGCUCACAGAUGAAUGGUCACAUCAUUACGCUCACCGGCAUCACAGGUCAUCUCGGAACACCAGGGUUGAGCAUGUAUUGUGCGUCAGGGUGGGCGCUGGAGGGCUUUUGUGACAGCAUCGCCUAUGAGAUUGCACCUUUCAACAUUAAAUUGACCAUUGUCCAAGCAAGCGUAGAGAUCGGGAUCUUGACCAACAAGAUCACUUCAGCGCCACCAAUGAAGGCCUAUACCCGAGAAUUUGGUCACACGGCUCCAAUAUUUCGAGGCAUCCUGGACGGCUUAUUGAAUCGCCUCCCUGGUAUUCGUACCCAAUAUCCUCCUCCGCCGGAGACCGAAAUUCAGUCGCCUUCGUCAGAAGCGGAGAGGCAGAGCGGCCCGUACCUCCUCAGUCGUGACGAGGUUGUCAGCUUGUAUCCACCUCUCAGUCAUGCGCAUACAGAAAAACUGAUUGCAGAGACUGUCCAUGCAUUGACGGCCAUUGGUGGUCAUGAGAACCCGCCCGCCCGUCACAUUGUCGGCAUUGAGGGCGUGGCUAGCGUGAAGGAGAAGCUGAAAACUGUGAGCGAGGAACUGGAAGAGUUUGUAGACACCAGUGCAUCAGCCGAUAUUUUCGCCCGGCAGGGUGCGGGUGGGUCGGGGCGUGCAGCAAGUGUCGUAGACGUGGACAUCAAGGAUCUUGAGGGUGACAUCUUCGAUGCUUCACUGGGACUGAGAUAG